Messenger RNA from Dibothriocephalus latus, 543 nucleotides. Lineage: Eukaryota; Metazoa; Platyhelminthes; Cestoda; Diphyllobothriidea; Diphyllobothriidae. The record is from the annotation of a GenBank genome assembly.
AUGGAAAAUAUGUCUGCGUAUGAGCUCUACAUGUCUCUUGACAAGGAUGCAAUUGACAGUGUUAGUGCCGAUGAACUGUACCCUUAUCUGUUGAAAUACUACCCAGACUUGCCUAAAUGUGAUUUCCUCAAACGAUUUGAGGUGUCGGACUCAGAUCACGAUGGAGAACUUGAUCUACAGGAAGUGGGGGAUUUAAUGCGCGAUCUUUCACUGGAUCAGCUCUUAAAAGACCUUGACAAGAAUGAAAACGACCUUGUUAAUGCCGACGAACUCUAUCCUCAUCUGUUGAAAUCCCUACCACAAUUAGGUGAAGAUGAUUUCCGCACAAUAUGUGCUGAUAAACAGGAGGUUGACGCAUUCUUCCAGCAGCUAGAUCUCGAUGGAACAAACAAGAUUUCCGCAGAUAACCUUUUCCAGUUCCUAAAAUUGGAGGGUUUAACCAGGGAAGACUUCGAGCAGUUCAUCGCCGAAUACGACCACCAAAAGGACGGCCAGCUGGAUAAAUCCGAGCUACGAGGACUUUUACUAUCGUUGGGUUUUUGA